AUGUCAGAAUUAAAAUACGCUCAAGAUUUUAUUGAAUUUGUCAAUGCUUCUCCAACUCCAUAUCAUGCAGUAAAUACAGUUAAAACCAUGCUUUCUGGCGCUGGAUUUCAAGAAUUAGUUGAAAGAUCAACAUGGCCAAAAUUACAAAAAAAUGGGAAAUAUUACGUCACAAGAAAUGCUUCAUCUAUAAUAGCUUUUACAAUUGGUGGUGAAUACAAGAAUGGAAAUGGUAUAGCUAUGGUGGGAGCUCAUACAGAUAGUCCAUGUUUAAGAAUUAAACCAAUUUCAAAAAGAAGUUCAGAAGGGUUUAUUCAAAUUGGAGUUGAACAAUAUGGUGGAUUAAUUGCACAUACUUGGUUUGAUAGAGAUUUAUCAAUUGCUGGUAGAGUUUAUGUUAAUGAAAAUGGUAAAUAUGUUCCAAAAUUAUUGAAAAUUGAUAAACCAUUGUUAAGAAUUCCAACAUUAGCCAUACAUUUAAAUCGUGAAGUCAAUCAGAAAUUUGAAUUUAAUAAAGAAACAAAAUUAGUUCCAAUAGCUGGUCAAGUAGCAUUGGAAAAAAAUUCAGAAAAACCACCAAGUUGUUCAGAUGAUCCAGAUUUAAAAAUGACUCCAGAACAAUUUGAAUCUGUUCAAAAUGUAAUAACUAGACAUAAUCAAUCAUUAAUUGAACUUAUAGCUAAAACAUUAAGUGUUGAACCAUCACAAAUUGAAGAUUUUGAAUUAUUACUAUUUGAUCAUCAGAAAUCUGUAAUUGGAGGAUUAAACGAUGAAUUUAUAUUCUCACCAAGAUUAGAUAAUUUAACUUCAUGUUUUACUGCAGCUCAAGCAUUAAUUGAAUCUACCGAGACCUUAUCAAAAUUGAAAGGAAUACAACUAAUUAGUUUAUUUGAUCAUGAAGAAAUUGGUUCACAAAGUGCUCAUGGUGCUGAUUCAACUUUUUUACCAGAUAUUUUACAAAGAAUAACUAAAAUAAACUAUAAUGGUGAUACCGCCAUAGAUUAUUUCCAUGAAACUAUGUCAAAAUCAUUCUUAAUAUCUUCAGAUAUGGCUCAUGGAGUCCAUCCAAAUUACCCAGAAGUAUACGAAUCUCAAAAUCGUCCGCAAUUAAACUUAGGUCCAGUCAUCAAAGUAAAUGCUAAUCAACGUUAUUCUACAUCGAGUUCUACGAUAGUUCUACUAAAACACGUUGCAGUAGCAGGUUCCUUAAAAAUUCCCCUUCAACUAUUCGUCGUCAGAAAUGAUUCACCAUGUGGUUCAACCAUAGGGCCUAUUUUAAGUAGUAAAUUAGGUAUUAGAACUAUAGAUUUGGGAAAUCCUCAAUUAUCAAUGCAUUCAAUUAGAGAAACUGGUGGGACAUACGAUAUAAAGAAACUAAAUGAUUUGUUUAAAUCAUUUUUUGAAAAUUAUAUUGAUAUUGAAUCAAAAAUAUUAUGUGAUCAUCUUUAA
Messenger RNA from Lodderomyces jiufengensis, 1446 nucleotides. RefSeq names its product aspartyl aminopeptidase. The record is from RefSeq and is a predicted model, not a curated record. NCBI's taxonomy places the organism in Eukaryota, Fungi, Ascomycota, Pichiomycetes, Serinales, Debaryomycetaceae. The coding region runs from base 1 to 1446 and encodes 481 amino acids. The transcript has a single exon. Gene Ontology annotation, molecular function: zinc ion binding; metalloaminopeptidase activity. Gene Ontology annotation, biological process: proteolysis. Gene Ontology annotation, cellular component: fungal-type vacuole.